Lotus japonicus is the source of this 1274-nucleotide messenger RNA. Its product is annotated as zinc finger CCCH domain-containing protein 14-like. Gene Ontology annotation, molecular function: metal ion binding; mRNA binding. The coding region runs from base 185 to 1084 and encodes 299 amino acids. The transcript is spliced from 3 exons. Lineage: Eukaryota; Viridiplantae; Streptophyta; Magnoliopsida; Fabales; Fabaceae. The record is from RefSeq and is a predicted model, not a curated record.
ACGAAAAGUGUUGUGGUGUAGUGGCAAAUAACACUCCUUGUUCAUUCAUGCUCUUUGCUUUCUUCUUGUUGUUCGUUAUCUCUUCUUCUUCUCUCGCUUCACUGUUGAAUAAACCCUAAAACAACAAAAUCGACCCUUUUUCUUUUCUCUUCUCGAUCGAAUCUCUCAUUCACUGUUGCCUACGAUGGAUCGAAAGAGGGGAAGACCUGAAGGUGCCUUCAAUGGCAAUGGCGGCGCCAAGAAAUCCAAGCCAGAAAUGGAGUCCUUCACAACUGGUUUAGGAAGCAAAUCCAAGCCAUGCACAAAGUUUUUCAGCACCUCUGGGUGUCCAUUUGGUGACGGAUGCCAUUUCCUGCAUUAUGUUCCUGGUGGCUUCAAAGCUAUCUCUCAGAUGAUCAAUGUUGGAAGCAGUCCUACUAUUCCACAAAUGGGGAGAAAUCCAGUUCCUCCACCAUCCUUCCCAGAUGGAUCUUCUCCUCCAGUUGUUAAAACCCGCAUGUGCAACAAGUAUAAUUCAUCUGAAGGUUGCAAAUUUGGUGAUAGAUGCCACUUUGCCCAUGGGGAGUGGGAACUUGGCAGGCCCACACUCCCGCCAUAUGAAGAUCCUCGUGGUUUCGGUCAAAUGCAAAGUAAUAGGGGGGGUGGGCGAAUUGAGCCCCCACCUCCAGGUCGUGGAGCUGCUGCUGCUGGCUUUGGAGCCUCGGCUACUGCCAAGAUUAGUAUCAAUGCUUCCCUAGCUGGAGCUAUCAUUGGAAAAAAUGGUGUCAACUCCAAGCAAAUCUGUCGUGUAACAGGAGCUAAACUUUCCAUAAGGGAACAUGACUCUGAUCCCAACCUUAAAAAUAUCGAGCUUGAAGGCAGUUUUGAUCAGAUCAACCAAGCCAGUGCAAUGGUUCAUGAACUUAUUCUAAGUGUAAGUUCUGUCUCUGGGCCUCCAGCGAAAAACUUUAGCUCACAGCAUUCUGCCCCUGGGAGCAACUUGAAGACUAAGCUGUGUGAAAACUUUGCCAAAGGCUCGUGCACUUUUGGGGAAAGGUGCCACUUUGCUCAUGGAACAGAUGAAUUACGCAGGCCUGGAAUGUGAUAGAAUUCAGUAGUUUACAUGUUUUUAGUGAGGAUUGAACUGUGCAAAUUUUCUAGCUAGAGAGUUUUGUCAAUCUGCUCCUAAUUCACCUCAUCGUAAUUAAUGAGGAGCCUUUACCUCAACUUCUUAAAUUCAAUUGCUUCUUGUAUCUGAAUUGUUGAGUUUCCUGUUAUGAUUUACAUUUUUGUCA